UUUAGGUGGCCAUGAGAGAAAAAAGCCCCUCUGUUUUCCAACAAGGUGCCUUUCAUCAAGGCUGCCCGCAGGAGGAACCCGCUGGCCCUGCAGCCCUGGGGCUGCUGCUGGGAGCGGGGAGGAAGCAGAGCCCCGGUGUGUUUGUUGGCUGCAGUGCUUCCUCUGGGGCUGGAGACCAACGUCGUCCACUUGUCCCCUUUGAAGGCGACAAAAUCCAUGCCAUGCUGAGCGCAGCCCCGCUGGAUGUCGGUGUUCUGGGAGGAAAAGCAGACAGAGAGGAGCCCGGAGCUGCUCGGUUGAUGGUGGAGGCGGAGAGGUUAUCGGGUGCCCCAUCUGCAGGGCUAGGUUUGAAAGGGAGGGACAGCUGGAGCCAUCAAAGCUGCUCUGGUGGCUUCUGUCCAGCUGGAGAACGGCUCCAUCCAGCCCCUCCCCUGCUUCUUCCAGCCACAGCGGGCUGCCCUGCCUCCCACCAUCCUCCUCCUCUCCCAACCGGAGAUGGUGAAAUAGCGGCUCUGUGCGUGCCAUGUGCUGGGGCAGUGGGACACCGCUGGGCAGAACCAGCACAGCCAGGUCCUGGUCCUGGCCCUUGGGGUACUGCUUUGGGAAGCGUGAUUGAGGCCCUGGCAGGGGCGAUAACCAGCCCAUGGGAUGCACUACCUUGGGGCACACCCAUCCCAGCUCGCUGCAGCACGUACACGUUGUAUAAGAACCUAUAUAUUAUAUAAAGUCACGCGUACACACACACAGCUAUGUAGGUAUGUGUAGCUGUCCUGCUGCCAUACAUCCAGUCUGACACUCGGAGCAGCAUUGGGAAAUCGCCACUGAGCGGGCGAGGGGUUCACUCAUUCCAUGACUUCAUUCGUUCCAAUGGAGCAGAGCACUGGGACUGCAGCGGCGCUUCCUGCAGUGACCUUGAGGAGCAUGACCCAUCUGAAAUGUUCCCUCAGCCACUGGUGAAGAUGUUGAUGGUGAACUUCAGCGUGCCGGCUGCGUGCUUCUCCCUGCCACCCACAUCCUGGCAGCUGCUGCAGCAUCUGGACAUGGUCCAACUCUCCAUCACGGGCCUGGCUACCAUCCUGACGCUGGUGUCAGUCGCCAUCUAUGUGGAAGAAGCGUACUACAUCACCCGCAAGACCAGCUGCCCCAUCAAGAUGAAGACUCUCUGCUGGAGCAGCUCGGCCCCCACGGUUGUGGCUGUGUUCAGCUGCUUCGGGCUGUGGAUCCCGCGCUCCAUGAUGGUGGUGGAGAUGGCCACCACGAUGUACUUCGCCAUCUGCUUCUAUGUCAUGAUGAUGGUUAUGGUGGAGGGCUUCGGGGGGAAGGAGGCCGUACUCAGCACCCUGAAGGAUGUGCCCAUGGUGAUGAGCACAGGGCCCUGCUGCUGCUGCUGCCCCUGCCUGCCCCGCAUCACCAUGAGCAGGAGAAAGUUUUGGCUGCUGAUGCUGGGGGUCUUCCAGUACGCCUUCCUGAGGGCAGCCGCUGUCUUCCUGGGGCUGGUCCUGUACACUGAUGGGAACUACAACCCUGCUGACAUCUCGGCUGAGAGCGUGGCACUCUGGAUCAACACCGUCGUCGGAGCCUCCACCCUCUUUGGGCUGUGGGCGCUGGGUAUCCUCUUCCGGCAGGCGCGACUGCAUCUGACGGAGCAGAACAUCCAGGCCAAGUUCACUUGCUUCCAGGUUCUCCUCGUGCUGACGGCACUGCAGCCCGCCAUCUUCAGCAUCCUGGCCAACAACGGCAACAUCGCCUGCUCGCCGCCCUUCUCCUCCAAGGCCAGGUCACAGCAGAUGAACAUACAGCUGUUAAUCCCACAGACCUUCAUCCUGGCGGUGGUGGCAAGGAUGUAUUACCGCAAGCAAGAUGACAAACCAGGCUACCAACCCGUCAGCAUCACAGCCACCAGCAGCAACACCAAGGCGUGAGCAGAGCAGGGUGCAAGGGCAGAACAAGCCCAGGGUGCUGCCAGCCCAGCCCAGCCCUUGGAACCUGCUGGGAACAAAGGCAGCAGAAGGAGAACGGACGUUUUGGGAUCUGUAAGCAGCCCUCCAGCCUGGGGUGCUCCUGGCUGGCACUGAAUAAAGAUAACUUUGUACA
This is a messenger RNA of Numida meleagris (helmeted guineafowl), 2094 nucleotides long. It is a transcript of the gene SLC51A, whose product is annotated as solute carrier family 51 alpha subunit. Bases 936 to 1922 code for a protein of 328 amino acids. The transcript is spliced from 9 exons. Gene Ontology annotation, biological process: bile acid and bile salt transport. Gene Ontology annotation, molecular function: transporter activity. The record is from RefSeq and is a predicted model, not a curated record. Gene Ontology annotation, cellular component: endoplasmic reticulum membrane; plasma membrane. Lineage: Eukaryota; Metazoa; Chordata; Aves; Galliformes; Numididae.